Molecule: messenger RNA, 1447 nt
Organism: Cannabis sativa
Lineage: Eukaryota; Viridiplantae; Streptophyta; Magnoliopsida; Rosales; Cannabaceae
Exons: 5
Coding region: 209-1315 (368 amino acids)
Biological process (GO): glucose metabolic process; beta-D-galactose catabolic process via UDP-galactose, Leloir pathway
Molecular function (GO): aldose 1-epimerase activity; carbohydrate binding
Source: RefSeq, a predicted model, not a curated record
AAAAAAUGAAAAUUAAAAUAAAAUAAAUAAAAAAACAAACAAACACAAAAAGGGUUUUUGGAUAACAUCUUUUACUAUAUAUUAGUUCCAAUAUUAGCUUUUUUCUGUAACUAAAUCCCACAUUUAUAUAAAACCCGAUUUUGAUUGCUUAUUUCAACCAUUAAAAAUCAUAUCUUUCUUUUAUUUUCAGAGCUUCAUUGGCAACAAAAUGACCAAAACCACUUUUCUCCUUUGUUUCAUCACUCUCUUGGCUUCUUCUUCUGCUCUUCCCUCUGUAUCAAAGCACCACAAAGUUGGUUUUUAUGAGUUGAAAAAGGGUCAUAUCUCUGUCAAUCUCACCAACUGGGGUGCCACAAUUGUUUCUCUUCAUCUCCCUGAUAGACAUGGAAAAUUGGAUGAUGUAGUUCUGGGGUAUGAUUCAAUUGAUACUUACAAGAACGAUACAAAUUAUUUUGGUGCUCUUGUUGGACGAGUUGCUAACCGAAUUGGAGGUGCCAAAUUUACACUAAAUGGGCAUACGUACAAACUAGUUGCUAAUGAAAAGAAAAACAUACUCCAUGGUGGGAAAGUAGGAUUUAGUGAUGUUGCUUGGAAAGUGAAAAGUUACCAAAACAAAGGUCUUGCUCCUCACAUUGUGUUCACCUAUCACAGUCGUGAUGGCGAACAAGGCUUUCCUGGUGAUGUACUGGUCACUGCUACCUACACUCUAUUUGGGCACGGAAAAUUGGCUGUGAUCAUGACAGCAAAGGCUCUAAACAAGCCUACACCGGUGAAUCUUGCUCAGCAUACCUAUUGGAACCUUGGUGGUCACACCAGUGGCGAUAUCCUUUCCAAUGACAUCCAAAUCUUCGGUUCCCAAAUCACUCCUGUGGACGAUGAGCUCAUUCCAACCGGGAAAAUUCAAUCUGUGAAAGGAACACCAUUCGAUUUCUUGAAACCGCAUCCUGUUGGAACCAAAAUCAAGGAGCUACCUAAGGGCUAUGACAUCAACUAUGUCCUCGACGGUGUCCCCGAGGGAAAAGAAUUGAAAAGAGUGGCUGUUGUGUAUGACAAAAAGUCGGGAAGGUCUAUGGAUCUUUCAACAAAUAAGCCUGGUGUUCAGUUCUACACAGGUAACAACAUCAAGGAUAUUAAGGGUAAAGGUGGAUUUGUGUAUCAAAGUCAUGCUGCUCUUUGUUUGGAGACUCAAGCAUUUCCUGAUUCUGUGAAUCACCCCAAUUUUCCUUCAACUAUUAUCAGUCCCGAAGAGCCUUACAAACAUGUUAUGCUCUUUAAGUUUUCAACCAAAGAUCGUCCUAACUUUUCAAGUGUUUGAUUUAGAAUUAUCAUAUCUUUUUAUGAACCCCCUUGAAUUACAAUAACGAUUUGCAUUUUGUAAUCAAGAGAUUGUGUAAAAUCUAGGAUCAAAGGAAUGAAUAAAUAAUGUGAAAUGGAGAACUUUACAUUA